This is a messenger RNA of Triticum aestivum (bread wheat), 780 nucleotides long. RefSeq names its product ankyrin repeat-containing protein NPR4. Gene Ontology annotation, molecular function: protein binding. The record is from RefSeq and is a predicted model, not a curated record. Lineage: Eukaryota; Viridiplantae; Streptophyta; Magnoliopsida; Poales; Poaceae. The transcript is spliced from 4 exons. The coding region runs from base 1 to 633 and encodes 210 amino acids.
AUGGCCAACAAGGCCGGCGACACCCCGCUGCACGCGGCGGUGAAGCACGGCAGGACUGUCGCCGCUGCACUGCACAUCGCCGCUGCAUUGCACAUCGCCGCCCGGGAGGGCCUCGCCGACGUCGUGGCCAAGAUCGCCAGCCAGCCCUGGGUCCACGAGAGGUAUGACCCUUCCGACUCCGGCACCCCCCUGCACCAGGCCAUCCUCGGCGGCCACACCCGGGUGGUGGAGAUUUUGCCGGAGGUGACGUGGAUCCUGGAUAUAGGGCUGACGGACUCGAGCGAGAACAACCUCCUGCACUACGCGGCGCAGAAGAACAACGCACGCCUGGUGAAGCUGUUACUCAACCGGAAGUCGGAUCUCGCCUACAGGAGGAAUCGGAAGCUCAUGUCCCCGCUCCACGUCGCCGCCGACCACGGCUCAACAGAGGCAAUGAAAGAGAUGCUGACGCGGUGCCCCGACGUGACGGAGAUGGUUGAUAGUAUCGGCAGGAACGCGUUGCAUGUGGCCAUCGACAGCGACAAAGUGGACGUGCUCCGGUGCGGUGCCUGCUCAAGUACGUGCGCGGCGUGGAGAUUAUCAACCGGGUCGACCACGGAGGCAACACGCCGCUUCAUCUGGCCGCCUCGUUAAAUCGAGCAGCGCUUGGCCUGGUGCUGCUCAAGAACCCCAGGGUGAACCCAUGCCUUCUCAACAGGGACGGCCAAACCGCACGGAGCAUUACCGAGAGGCAUACAGUAUCUGAGGAUAGCAUCACGGUAUACUUCUGAAAGGAGCUAA